Molecule: messenger RNA, 2007 nt
Organism: Aspergillus candidus
Lineage: Eukaryota; Fungi; Ascomycota; Eurotiomycetes; Eurotiales; Aspergillaceae
Product: ABC1 kinase family protein
Exons: 1
Coding region: 1-2007 (668 amino acids)
Source: RefSeq, a predicted model, not a curated record
AUGGCGUCACUCCCACGGGCCCUUCGCGCCCUGCGAUCUCCCACCGUCACACCCUCACGCUCUCUCGUACGCCCCCUCACACCAUCUAUCUUCCCUCCCUGUCGACACCUCUCUCCCCGCCGGUUCGUCCAUCCCGGUAGAUUCCAACCCUUCGUCCCCCCCUCCCCGAGCUCCCUCGGCCGACCCGUCCCCGCCAAGAGCUACACCCGCACCCGGAGAUGGCUGCGCCGUCUGUUCUAUCUCUCCCUCGCCACGGGCACCGUCUACCUAGUCGACACCCACUUCUACGCCGCGGCGGUCACCCGUACCGUGCGCACCUUUGCGCUGGGCAUCUUCGUCGCCCUCGACUAUAAGAUCAACUUCCGCCCCGAGCCUCUACUGGCCGCCUCCAUCAAUGCGUUACACACGCGCAACGCCGAACGGCUGUCGGACUUGCUACGUCAGAAUGGUGGACUCUACCUGAAGAUCGGCCAGGCCAUCGCCAUGCAGUCCGCCAUCCUCCCCCCGGAGUUCCAGCGCAUGUUCGCUCGCAUGUUCGACGACGCCCCCCAGAACGACUGGAAGGACGUCGAGGCCGUCAUUCGCGAGGACUUUGGCCGCUCCGCCGAGGAGGUCUUCGGCGUCUCCUUCCAAGGCGACCCAGACAAAGGACUCAUGGAACGGCGCGCCCGCGCCAGCGCCAGCGUCGCCCAGGUGCACUGGGCGCGUCUCGCCGACGGCCGCGAGGUCGCCAUCAAGAUCCAGAAGCGCGAGAUCGCCAAGCAGCUGGAGUGGGAUCUCUGGGCCUUCAAGGUUGUCACCUGGAUCUACAGCCGCAUCUUCGACAUCCCCUUCUACAGUCUUGUCCCCUACGUCAGCGAGCGCCUCUCCCUCGAGACCGACUUUGAGAACGAGGCCGACAACUCCGAGACCAUGGCCCGCCUCGUCGCCGGCGAGCCCCGCCUCCGCGGCCGCGUCUACAUCCCCAAUGUCUACCGCGAGCUCAGCUCCAAGCGCGUCAUGACCGCCGAGUGGAUCGAGGGCGUCCGUCUCUGGGACAAGGACGCCCUCACGCGGUCCUGGCGUGGCGGCUGGCACCGCGGCAGCCCAGGGUGCGGCGGGACGCCCCUCGACGACUCCCCCUCACCCACCACCGCACGCAGCCCCACCGGCACCCAGCUCGAUCACGACCAGCUCAAACCCGACCGUGACGCCUGGCGCGGCCCCUCCCGCCGCGGCGGCCUCGGAGUGUCCCUCAAAGACGUCAUGACGACCAUGGUCGACCUGUUCUCCGCCCAGAUGUUCCUCUGGGGCAUCGUGCACUGCGACCCCCACCCAGGCAACAUCUUCGUCCGCCGCCAACCCUCAGGCCGCGCCGAGCUCGUCCUCAUCGACCACGGCCUCUACAUCCACAUGGACACGCCCUUCCGGCACCAAUACGCCCGCUUCUGGAAAGCGCUCCUCACAUUCGACAACACAACCCUCAACGAAAUCGUCCACCAAUGGGGCGUCACCAACCCCGACAUCUUCGCCUCCGCAACCCUCAUGCGCCCCUACCGCGGCGGCGACCUCUCCACAGCCCAACACUUCGAGAACCUCUCCCAACACGACCACGCCCGCCGCCACUACGAAAUGCAACAAGCCGCCCGCCGCUCCAUCCGCCAAAUCCUCGGCGACGAGUCCAAGUGGCCGCACGCGCUGAUCUUCAUCGGCCGCAACCUGCGCAUCGUCCAAGCCAACAACCAAUUCCUCGGCUCCCCCGUCAACCGCGUCAAGAUAACAGGCACAUGGGCGAGCCGCGCCCUCGUCGAAAGCCCGGACCUGCCCACCGGGGAGAAAAUGCGGAAUUUCGCCCGCCACAUCCUGUUCAAGGUGGUGCUGUUCUCGUCGGACUUGUUCUUCUGGUUCACGAAGAUAAGGCAGUUUUUGCAUCUGGGCGGCGGCAUGGAGGAUAGUCUUGAGGAGCAGAUGAGGGGCAUGGCGAAGGAUAUGGGGGUUGAGUUGACGCAGAAUGUUUUUGAGGGGUGA